AUGCAUCGAUACGAUGACGGCUCGAUCAAGGUGGUGUGUCACGCGUCCCGGACGUUGACGUCGGCCGAGCAGAACUACGGUCAAGUUGAGAAGGAGGCUUUGGCGCUGAUCUUCGGUGUUACCAAGUUUCAUCGCUUCAUCUGGGGACGGAGGUUCACACUUCACACCGACCACAAGCCGCUGGUCGCAGUUUUCGGGUCCAAGAAGGGAAUCCCGGUUCACACCUCCAACCGUCUUCAGCGAUGGGCGCUGAUCCUGCUGUCCUACGAGUUUGACAUCGAGCACAUCUCAACGCAAGACUUUGGCUAUGCUGACAUGCUCUCGAGACUGAUCGACGCGCGGAUCAAACCGGACGAGAAUUUUGUGAUCGCCGCAAUCCAGCUCGAGGACGAACUUGCAGCGGCCAUGGACGAAGCACUCAACAUCCUGCCUGUUACCUUCAAGCACCUACAAGUGGCCACAAGCAACGACAAGCUACUGCAAGAUGUCAUCAAGCAUGUCCAAUCUCGCUGGCCCGGGGCAAUCAAGCUGGUCGAUGCUGAACUUCGCCCGUUCUACGCGCGAAAAGACGCUCUCUCCGUUGUUCAAGGGUGUCUCAUGCUGGCUGAUCGCGUUGUCGUUCCCCAGCAGUACCAGCAGCAGGUGCUCAAGGCUCUCCAUCGAGGACACCCAGGUCAAGAACGCAUGAAGAAGGUGAUGCGAAGUCAUGUGUACUGGCCAGGUGUGGAUCAAGACGUGGAUGACUUCGUUCGUUCGUGUCACGCCUGCGCUGCGGUGGCCAAGGCCCCCACCAAAACUCUGCUGUCGUCGUGGCCUCUAGCAGAGCAUCCCUGGCAGCGCCUCCACGUGGAUUUCGCUGGUCCUGUCGAGGGUCACUACUUUCUGGUGAUAGUGGACUCGUACAGCAAGUGGCCUGAAAUAUUCAAGACACCAACCAUCACAGCGAGGACAACAAUCGAUCUGCUUUUCGAAACGUUCGCUCGCUACGGGCUCCCAGAGACGAUUGUUUCUGACAACGGUACGCAGUUUACUAGCUCGUUCUUCAAGGAAUUCUGCGAAUCGCUCGGCAUCAUCCACAUCCGCACUGCUCCGUAUCAUCCCCAAUCAAACGGGCAGGCCGAAAGGUUUGUGGAUACGCUAAAAAGGAGUCUGAGGAAAAUCAUGCCAGGAGCUGGGCAUGACAUUGGACGUUCGCUGCAAAUCUUUUUGUCAGCCUACCGUGCUACUCCUAACAAGUCAGCACCUGAUGGACUGUCACCUGCUGAAGUCUUGAUGGGGAGGAAACAUCGCACAACUUUGGACCUGCUCAAACCACCGUCGGAACACCGGGCUGCGCUGCAGAGGAACCAGCGACAAGAAGAGCAGUUCAACAAACGGCACGGGGCACGAAAGCGUGAAUUUGGCAAAGGCGAUUUGGUUCACGCAAGCACAUUCGUUCACGGCAAGCUGGUCUGGCAAACUGGCACAGUAAUCGAACGCAUUGGCAACGUGAUGUACAACGUCUGGCUGAACGACAAGAAGCGGCUCAUCAGGUCUCACACGAACCAACUCCGUACUCGGGGGGGCUCAAAAGUCGAGGCCUAUCCGGAAGAAGCUGAGUCGGAGGUCAAGCUACCUCUGCACAUCCUGCUCGAGGACUUCCAGAUUAUCGAGGAUCCAGUUGUAGCCGAGGAUGAACAGCAGGCGCUGCCUGCACCAUCGCAACGUCGAGCCAGGGUUCGACCACCGUCGAUUCUUCGCCGGUCAACAAGGAUUCGUCGUAUGCCUGAGAGGUACAACCCGUACUUCUACACCUAA
Messenger RNA from Culex quinquefasciatus (southern house mosquito), 1797 nucleotides. RefSeq lists its product as uncharacterized. The coding region runs from base 1 to 1797 and encodes 598 amino acids. Gene Ontology annotation, biological process: DNA integration. Lineage: Eukaryota; Metazoa; Arthropoda; Insecta; Diptera; Culicidae. Gene Ontology annotation, molecular function: nucleic acid binding. The record is from RefSeq and is a predicted model, not a curated record. The transcript has a single exon.